This is a messenger RNA of Caenorhabditis angaria, 5064 nucleotides long. The record is from the annotation of a GenBank genome assembly. NCBI's taxonomy places the organism in Eukaryota, Metazoa, Nematoda, Chromadorea, Rhabditida, Rhabditidae.
AUGAUUCUACCUAUUCUCCUAAUCCUAACUUAUUUAAUCUACAAAAUCAUCUGUUCCCGCGACAAACUCCUAGAACUCCACAAAAUCCGCAGAAUUUGCAUCGAAGAGUUCAAGAAGUUCCAAGGUCCACCGUAUGUUCCGAUUUUCGGAUCAACUUGGUAUUUUUCGCGAGACGCCGUGGGUUUGGAGCGACAGAGAUUGGGAUGGCAGAGAGAUUUCGCGUGGAGUGCGGAUUCUUGUGGGCUGAUGAAAGUUUGGUUUGGUAUGUUGCCUGUGGUGACGGUUCUGCAUGCACAAGUGGCGAAGGUGGGAAAAUUUAUGACUCGCGCCGAAUGUGCUCGGAAUAGAAUCGGCGUAGAUCAUAGAGGCUCAAGCUUUUCCGCUUUACCCAUUUCGUACGAUAGCUAGCGUUAUCCUAAACAGUUUGCCACGUGGAUGCGAAAGCAGGUUUGAUCCCCGGUGCCCCGCUAGCGUCCGAGUUCAUCCUAGAGUCUAGUUGAUCAACCUAGUCACCAAUGAUGCACUUUUCAUAUUUAUUUACAUAGUUUUUUUGUUUAGUGAUAAGAAAGAGAACCAAAAAAAACUUAUUCAACUGAAAAAAAACCACAUGUUCCUAUUUCUAAUUUCUCUUCUAUCUCUCCUCAUUCUCUACAUUUUCAUAAAAAUCCGCAAACCCCUCUCAAAAUUCCUAGAAGUCCGUGCAAUUUGCAAAAUCGAAUUCGAAAAAAUCCGUGGCCCUCCAAGUGUCCCGGUCUUCGGCUCCACUUGGUAUUUCAAGCGGGAUCCGGUUGGUUUGGCAAGGCAGGGACAAGGAUGGUCCCUGGAUUAUGGGUGUAGUGCAGAUGCUUCCGGGUUGGCCAAGUUUUGGAUGGGACCACUUCCGAUUGCCGCGAUUUUGCAUGGGAAUAUUGCAAAGGUGGGCGGAGCUUGAGCUCUUCAACAUAGUUCAACCUAGAUUCUACCCAAAACUUUGUAUAUAAGUAAUUAUUUUUUGUGUGAUAAGAACACCAAAAUGAUAUUCUUGUACGUGCUCUUUUUCACUCUAGUUUUCUACAUUUACUACUCAAAAACCCGCGAACUCCGCAGGCUUCGUAAAAUCUGCGAACCGGAAUUCGAAAAAAUCGGAGGUCCUCCAAGUGCCCCCAUUUUCGGCACAGCUUGGUAUUUCAAGUCAGAUCCGAUUGAGCUGGCAAAACAGGGGGCGGAUUGGGAUCUGGAGUUUGGGAAUAGUGCAGAUGCUUCGGGAUUAGUGAAAUUUUGGAUGGGGCCUGUGCCGUUUAUUGGAGUUUUGCAUGGAAGUGUGGCUAAGGUAGGAACUUCCGGAACUUCUACACUAGAUACUCUAACAAUAAAUUCUAAAACUUGACUAAAGCUUUCAAAAUCUAUUUCACGUCAAAAAAAAUCAGAUUUUUCACGUGACCUACAUACGUGGAAUCAAUUUUCUCAAUUUUUAUUCUCUGAAUUUUUUGUCAUUUCUGAAUUUCUCCUCAUUCUAUUCCCUUCCAUCUAUUUUCUACUUCAAAUUCUAUUCCCUUCCAUCUAUUUUUCUACUUCAAACUAGAGUCUAGUUGGAUCGAGUUGGUAAGUUAGAAACCACAAAACAUAAAACUAUACUAUAGUUAACUUCACUAUAGGGCAAAACAACAGAAAAGUUAAAAUUUUAAAAAAAUGUAAAAGUUAAACCGCGACGCAAACACGCAGCGCGUUCAAAAAACUGGCGCCAAAUUCAAAGGAGGGUCUAAAAAUCGUCUUCCAUUCACAAAACGGAAAAAAUAACCAGACAAUAAUUUCCACUACAAAAAAUUGGUUGUUUUAUUUUUGGAUCUGACAUCACAUCAUUGAAAAAAAACAAACCGCGACGCACACGCACCGCGUCUCAACCCCAACCGCCAGGGUUUUCAAUUAAAAUUCAAAAUUUUCAGCAAAUCUUCGACUCGUCUGAAAACAUCACCAAAUCAUCGCAAUACAACAAAGUUCGUGAAUGGAUUGGCGACGGUUUGCUGGUGUCAACCAAUGAAAAAUGGAGAUCUCGAAGAAAGCUACUCACACACGCGUUUCAUUUCAAAGUUCUCCAACAAUAUCAGAAAAUAUUCUGUGUGCAGGGCAAAGUUUUGACCGAUGUUUUGCAACUUCGCGCAAAUGGAAAGGUGGCUUUCGAUAUUUUGCCGUAUAUUAAAAGAUGCACGCUGGAUAUCAUUUGUGAAACUGCGAUGGGAGUUUCGAUUGGAAGUCAGAGAGGAUCUAAUGAUAAGUGAGGAUUUGAAAAUUUUGAAAAAAGUGGGAGAUUAUCAUCAGAGCGUAUUUGAAUUUUGCACAAAACCUUGUCUUUGGCUCAAAAAUUGCUUUUUUCACAUCCUAUUUUAAUUUCACAAAAACAAAAUUCAAAUUUUCCACCCAAAAACCAGGCAUGUUCAUUUCGCCGGCGAACGCCCGGCGUCGCCUUUUUUAUUGAGGCGAAGGCGAGGCGUGCCUCUUUUUAGGUCAAUUAUUUUUCGCAUGACUUUUUUCGCAUGAGUUUUUUUUCGCAUGAGUAUUAUUUAUCGCAAGAGUAAUUUUUCGCAUGAGUUUUUUUUCGCAUGAGUAUUCCAUUUUGAUUUCUUGACCAAUUUUUGGUAUUCAAACUAUAUUAUUUUUCCCAUUGUCAAGUACUUUUUAUGUUUUUGGUUCAUUUACUGGAGUUUGGCUCAUGUUAAAUCGAAAUUGCACCUUUCUAGGCGUUUAACUAAGCCUAAGCUUAAAGUCCGGAUUCGUAGAGCUCAAAAAUUGAGUUUUAGCUUUAUCCGGCCUUCAAAGCUUAGGCUUAGUGAACGCUCGAAAAAAGUAAAAACUCAUGCGAAAAAUAUUGACUCAUGCGAAAAAUUACUCUUGCGAAAAAUAAUACUCAUGCGAAAAAAAACUCAUGCGAAAAAAGUCAUGCGAAAAAGAAUUGACCUCUUUUUAUUUUUCAACGAACAAGGCGAGGCGAGGCGUCGCCCGGCGAUUCGCCGGGAGAGUUGCAUUUUGCAAGUGAGAAUAGAUUAAAUUUUCUUCGAUUUUUUCAUAAAUUCGGUUGUCGGCGGGGUUUCAGCUACCUAUUAGCAACAUUUUCAAUCAAGAUUUUGCUUUAGUUUUCACUAAAACGUAUAUAUAGAAAAAAACACACACCUCGGCCAAAAUCGUGGUCUCCACAAUAAAAAUUGUACGCUAACUUUUUACAGUACAAAAAUUGUGAAUUUUUCAGUUUUUAUCCUCUAAAAAUUGUUAUUUUUCAAUUUUUGACCUCUAAAAACUGAAAUUCAGAUUUUUCAAAAAUUGUACUCUGUCCAGCCACGGCUUGGCCGAGGUGUGAAAAAACACCUAUUUUUAGAUGGAAAACAUAUCGUUCAAAUGUUCUCAUGUAACUGUAAGGCGACAUAUUUGUAUUUCUAAGCUUACAAAAACAUUUUGCUGAAAUUGAAUGUUUAUAAAUACAGUUUUUCACAAAUUGCGUUAAAAAAAACUAGGUUUUCAGUGAAAAUGACUCUUUUCUUCACUUCUUUAACCUUAAUAAUGUGUUUCAGAAGAAAUCUUAGCACAUAACGUUAAAAUAUGAGUGAAAUUAUGCCAAUUAAUCGUUUUUUAUGCAAAUAAAUUACGUUUCUUCAUGAAACAGACAACACACACGCGUUUUCUCGCCGCGGCGAAGGCAGGCGAAGGCGAGGCGUGCUUUUUUUAUUUUUUCAAAUCGCAGGCGAGGCGAGGCACGCCUGCACAAAACUUCGCCGGGCGAAAAGCAGGCAGGCAAAAUGAACAUGUAGUAGAUUUUAGGAGGUUUUUGGCAAAAACCUCCUAAAAUCUACUUUUUUCACUUAUUAUCUCCCAAAAAACCUGGAUUUCAUCUCUAAAACCUCAAAAAUUUGGAGCCACGCCCAUUUCUGAACUCCCGCUUUUACUGAAUCACAACUCUUAAACCUGAUAAUCCCGUGAAAACCCCAAAAAACCCGAGUUCCCGAAACUUUUCCCGAAAAAAACAAGAAAUAAAAAACAUUUGCAAUAGAGCGCACUUGCCGUAUUCACCAAAAAUCAAUCAAUUUUUUAAUUUUGCAUUCCGAAAAGCUGAAAAUUUUCAGAUACGUCUCAUCUGUAAAACGAGUCAGUGAACUUAUCUGGAAAUACGAGACUUAUCCAAUCAACUGGUUCAAACCAUUUUGGUAUUUGUCGGGAAGAGGUUAUGAGUUCGACAAAAAUGUGAAGAUUUCCACCGAUUUUACACGAAAUGUUAUCGAAAAACGGAAAUUGGAGUUGGAGAAUCGCAAUAAAGAAAAUCAAAAAGAUGAGGAAAAUGAGAAAUUGGCAUUUUUGGAUCUUCUGCUUCAAGCUCAAAAAGAGCAAAAUCUAUCAGACGAAGAUAUUCGAGAAGAAGUUGACACAUUUAUGUUCGAAGGACACGACACAACUUCAAGCGGAAUCACAUUCACAAUCUGGUUCCUCGGACAAAAUCCCGAAUAUCAACAGAAGGUUCAAGAUGAGUUGGAUGAGAUUUUUGGAGAGGAUUUUGAGAGAGCACCGACGUCGGAGGAUUUGAAGAGAAUGGUUUAUUUGGAACAAUGUAUAAAGGAGACUUUGAGGAUUACACCGCCUGUGCCUUUUGUUUCGAGAAGAUUGACGGAGGAUGUUUAUGUUCGUGAGUGAUUUUUGAGGAGGGAAAGGGGAAAAAUCUCUAAAUUGCUGUGCAAAUUUCCAGCGCACCCCACAAAAUCGCCCGUCCGUCUUCCCGCCGGCAUGUCAAUUCUCAUCAACAUAAUCGCAAUCAUGAAAGAUCCACGACACUUUGAAAGACCUCACGAAUUCUUCCCCGAUCAUUUCGACCCGAUUCGAACUGCUCAACGUGAAGCUUUCGCCUAUGUUCCAUUCUCCGCGGGACCUCGAAAUUGCAUUGGGCAGAAAUUCGCGCUUCUUGAGGAGAAAAUAUUGUUGUCUUGGAUUUUUAGAAGAUUUAUUGUUGAAUCGCAGACGAAAUUUCCGGAUGAGAUUCCGAUUGCUGAACUUGUAUUGAAACCGUUGAAUGGGACGUCGGUGAUUUUGAAAAAUCGACAGAAAUUGUGA